Messenger RNA from Eptesicus fuscus (big brown bat), 1150 nucleotides. RefSeq names its product ubiquitin-conjugating enzyme E2 G1-like. Gene Ontology annotation, molecular function: ubiquitin conjugating enzyme activity. Lineage: Eukaryota; Metazoa; Chordata; Mammalia; Chiroptera; Vespertilionidae. The record is from RefSeq and is a predicted model, not a curated record. Gene Ontology annotation, biological process: proteasome-mediated ubiquitin-dependent protein catabolic process; protein polyubiquitination. The transcript has a single exon.
CAGCGCUCCCGCCGUGGGGCCCGGUUUCCUCAGCACACCCAGCUCCGGCCGCCUCUGAGCCUGCCCCUGGCCCUUCACACGCCCCGGCGCCAGCCCAGGCCCUCGGCGGGAGGAUGACCGAGCUGCAGUCGGCACUGCUACUGCGAAGAUAGCUGGCAGAACUCAACAAAAAUCCAGUGGAAGGCUUUUCAGCAGGUUUAAUAGAUGACAAUGAUCUCUACCGAUGGGAAGUCCUUAUUAUUGGUCCUCCAGAUACACUUUAUGAAGGCGGUGUUUUUAAGGCUCAUCUCACUUUCCCAAAAGAUUAUCCCCUCCGGCCUCCUAAAAUGAAAUUCAUUACAGAAAUCUGGCAUCCAAAUGUUGAUAAAAAUGGUGAUGUAUGCAUUUCUAUUCUUCAUGAGCCUGGUGAAGAUAAAUAUGGAUAUGAAAAACCAGAGGAACUCUGGCUUCCCAUUCACACCGUGGAAACCAUUAUGAUUAGUGUUAUUUCUAUGCUGGCAGAUCCUAAUGGAGACUCACCUGCUAAUGUUGAUGCUGCGAAAGAAUGGAGGGAAGACAGAAACGGAGAAUUCAAAAGAAAAGUUGCCCGCUGUGUAAGAAAAAGCCAAGAGACUGCUUUUGAGUGACAUUUAUUCAAUAGCUGUAAUUUCACUUAUUUCAGGGUCUCCAAUUGAGAAACAUGGCACUGUUUUUCCUACACUCUACCCACCUAUUGCUGGACUUCUCUUGUAACAAGUUGGCAAACACUGGCUGGAACUGGGCUGCAAUAAAACAUGCCAGUAUCAAUGCUGACAAGAGCCUAACAAGUGCCAACUUACAGAUGAUUACGUAUUUUGAAUUCUAAUGAACUGUUUUAACCUUCAGGAAGAAUUGUAAAGACCUGUAUAUAGCACAACAUGAUCCGGAUAAUAUAUAUACUGUUCAUGUACAUCCACAAAUACACCUUGUACCAAAUAAUGCUUUCUCGUAGUAGAAUAAGAAUCGUGUAAAUUCUAAAAGAUUUUAGCAGGUUUUCUUCCCCUACUCAUUGUUUCUUAUGUUUUAAAAGACUCUUUAAAGCAUGUCAGAUGAAAAGCAAUUAGGAUUAAAAGUUUCCAUUUAAUUUCCUUUAAACCAUUGAGGCUUCAUUAAACUCUUUCCAUUUACUAAA